Papilio polytes (common Mormon) is the source of this 5862-nucleotide messenger RNA. RefSeq names its product ankyrin repeat domain-containing protein SOWAHC (gene sowah). The record is from RefSeq and is a predicted model, not a curated record. Bases 81 to 1685 code for a protein of 534 amino acids. Gene Ontology annotation, molecular function: protein binding. NCBI's taxonomy places the organism in Eukaryota, Metazoa, Arthropoda, Insecta, Lepidoptera, Papilionidae. The transcript is spliced from 14 exons.
UCAAAAUUAACCUUAGCUGUCAAACUUUUAGGCGGAUUGCAAAAUAAAAUACGUGACUAAGAAUUAAGAUAUUAAACACAAUGACGACGCCGCCGUCUGAAUUAAAUUUUGAUGAAAUACUGAAAUUUAUGUUAGCUCACAAUGGUAAAGUGACAAACUUUGAGUUAGUUAAACAUUUUAAAAUGUUUUUGAUGAAUCCAGAUAUGCGAGAUGAAGCAAGAAGUACGUUUAAAAAGCAUGUGAAUGCUUUGGCUAUUAUGAAAAAUCAAAAUAACGAGAAAUGGUUGAUUCUGAAGAAGAAAUAUAUGCCGGUUAAUAUUAAAGACGGCGACGAUGUAAGUGAAAAUAAAGUGUCGGAACCACUUUCUAAUGUUUCGCCUACUGAAAGUGCCACAGAGGCCACUGUUUCAGAACCAGCAACAUAUCAACCUGAACUCCCACUUCAUCUUAAUCAAGACUUCAGUGUUUUAACAAGUAUAAUCCAAGAUACAAAUUUGAAUGACCAAAAUAGCUCUGGAACACCUAAAAGUGACUCUAAAGAGAGUUUGUUUGCAUCAACUGAAGACAUACCUCCUAAAGUUCAUCCACGAAGGAAGGCAAGUGAAAAAUUGGAGAAACAAUCAAGCUUAGUUUCAGACAGUGGGUCACGGAACUCGAUUCUGACCCAUGAAUUAUCAGAGCAAAAUGACACAUCUACUGCAUCAUUGUCAUCUUCUAGAAGUGAAAGUAUGUUGUUGGAUAAUGAACAAAAAAUAUCUGUUAAGGAAAGGAAGCAAAUGUUCAAUAGGAUGGCCUCGGAGAGUGAUGUACCCAAGCAUAAAAUAGGAUUUAAUAAUUCGAGUGUGGAUGAAGGGGACAAAGUAUCUUUGGAUCAUAAGAACGAAACUGACCCUCUGGAUUCUAAACAGAAGCAAUGGAUUCUGUGCGCGGCUCGAGGAGAGUAUCAUUCCCUUGCUAAGAUGUGUAAAGACAACCCGAAGCUCGUCAGAACCAAGGAUCCCUUCACGGGCUAUACUGCAAUGCAUUGGGCCUGCAAGCGAGGUGACGAAAAUUUAGUGAAACUACUGGCAGGUGUCGCUCGUCAAGUUAUCAAUGAACGUUCCAAUGGGGGAUACACUCCUCUGCACAUCGCAAUUCAGUUCCGUAAUGAAAAUGUUUAUAAUCUCCUUGUAGAUGUUUAUGAUGCUGAUCCAAAUGUGAGGGACUGGUCUGGUAGGAAAGCCAGGCAGUAUUUAGUUCGUAUGGACACAUCACUCUCACCCGGAUCCUAUCGAAAAAAAGAAGGAUUUUUACGUAUUGGAUCUUUAAAUGUUCGUGUAAAGAAGACUACGGAAGCUUUCAGUAAUUUCCUCGGCGUGGGUGCGACUCGUUCAUCCGGUUACGUUCCUAAAUUAAUCAGGGAAAGGGAUUUGGACCGACGUUCUGAUGAUGGUGAACAGUUACACAAAUCUUGGGGAUCAGCUGAUAAUAUACCGAAGAACGACAAGAUGCCACCGCCGAUGAGUAACAAAGUCCGUCGUAGAGGGGCCAGUGGUCGUCGUAACGUAGGAUCUCACAGCAGAAGUACACCUUCAACUCCUGAUCAGCCUCGUGCACAAAUUGGUGUUAGUGAAGAACGAGAUUCGGAUUCAGACAGCGCGGCAGGCUUCCACUCCGCUUGGAAACAACGCGCCUCGUGCACAUAAACAAUAAAUGUACUUAAAACAAGUAUUACAAAGUUACAAGUAUUUUUAGAUUUAAGUAUAUUAUAUCGAUGUAAAAAUGUUCCGAUCAAAUCGGUGUAUGAUUUUUAUUUGAAAACCAUUUUAGUAAAUAUUUUAUUUUAGUACUAUUGUAUAGUAAAAUGAACUAUUCUGAACAAAUACGAUAAGAGACAUGAAAUCGAAUUCGAACGUUUUCGGCCUUGCCCUUGUGUAUAUAGAUAUAAUGAAUUCUAAAAUGUUAACAUUCCCUUUUAUUUUAUGUUGAAACUAAUUUUAUAUAAUUGGUUUGUUAAGUGAUAAAUAAUGAAGACUCAUUCCAAUGCACUUUAAUAAACUUAAGUAUUAUUGUUGUAAUAAAUUUACAAUUUUACAAAGUAUUUUUACAAAACGUUAAUUUGUACAUGUACAAUAACAAAUCAAAUUUAAUGUAAUUUAUACACUUUUUGGCACAAACGAAACUUAAAACUAUACAAUUAUAUCUUACAUUCAAAUACAUUUGAAAUAUAUAGACUAGACAGAGUUAACAACAUUCACCGGUAACUUUGAUAGGUACUGUGUCAAGUUAAAUUCCACCUCAUGUCCUUGUGUUGUCAUGUUAUAAAACAUUUUACAGCAUUAUAAUAAGCUCCAUCUUUUGUAUAUAAUAAACUAAACAGUGUCACAAAAUAAAACAAAACAUUUAAAUUUUAACACCUAUUGGCAAUUUAUUCAAAUACAGUUAAUUAUAUUGUCAUGUGGUUUUAAAGAUCUAUUAAUAGAUAGUGUCAGUGAUAGAUUGUAUUGAAAAGUGAUUUCAUGAGAUGGAUAUUUUAAAAUAUUGACAACAUGAAGUAGCUUUAGGACUCAUUCUAAAGACGGUAGGCAAAUGAAUGCGGGAACUGCAUCGAAUGUUGUAAAUAUAGCUUAGCGCGUCUCAAUACCCAUUGUGGCCGGUAGAAAUAUGCGUAACUGGUUAGAGGGUUUCCUUAACCAGUUAGAUACUUCAGCUCGUGCAACUCAAGAGCGCUAGUUGCCUGGAUCCUCUUCUACAGCGCAUUUUAACAACCAGCCUAGUACCGAUGUACCGUCGUCGCGCGCGACCGCGACAGCACCUUUAAGCAACGUCUUUCGCUCGUGCAGCCUCUGCCAGCAUCGGCGUCUCGCGUGCCACACAUGUCACAAGCACGCACCACGCAUUUAAAUAAAAAUCAUAAAAAUGACCAGUGACAACUCCAAAUGUGAGCGUUGGCGAUAUAACAAAUAAAAGCCUCCAUUUAUAUACUUUUUCUUUUUUAGAAUUAUUUGUAAAUGAAAUAAAGAGCAAAUUUGCUUUUUUGUAUUUUUUUUUAUUUUCUAAUAAAUCCUGAAGACGGUGCUAGGGUGUAUGUUAUUUAUUUUACACUUUUUCUAUGACAGAUUCACUUCAUUUUUUUAAAGUUUGAAUCUAAAUCUCCGCGCGCUCCUGCUUUCUAACCUUUUAGUGAGUGCCCUUGCAUUAUCUGUUGGCUGCCCCACGAAAUAUAUUCAAACGUAGCUAAGACGAUAUAUGUACGUUCUUUUCACCAUCAGAAAAUUUAGCUAAAUUGAACUUUACCUUACGCGAGUCUGUUCACGAGACCGUGGGGAUUUAGAUUGCUGCUGCGAAGGACCCGAAGGAGGACAACAUGUAAACGAAGAUUUACUUGUAUAAAAAUAAAUGAAUACAUACAAUACAGUAUUGUAUUAUCUAUGGUAAGCGGGGGGUCGUGUAAUUGACAAUGAAUAAUUAACAAUCAAAACAGACGGUACUAUUCGUUGGCAUUUUAACAGUAUAAAUACCUUUAAUAAAGAUUAACUACCGUUAUUCCGAUAGUCGUAUCUAUAAAUAAACUGACCUUCGAUCUUGUUAAAUAGCUCUCGUUAAACAAUUGGGGAAAGGGUCCGUAGAAUUUUUUUUUGUCAUAAACCAAUAAGUAUUAUGAGUGGAAAAUCCACAGCAUAUAAUAUUGGGAAUGGAUAACUUGUUAUUUUUUAAACAAAAAUUAUGAUAUUUCUAUUUAAUAUAUAAAUGUAUUAAAUACAAAAUAAAAAUAUAAAUGAAUUGGAAAUUGUAAUUAAAUGCUUUAAGCAAAUCCUAAUAACGCAUUUACACAGACACAACAUAGUUAUUUUAAAAGAAAUUAUUAUUUGCGCACAGGCCCACCACUUAGGCGGGGACAGAUUAAUUUAGGUAAAGGUUAUGUCGCAGAAGAGGUAUUUCAUCACGAGGAAUUCCCCUCAAAUUUUCCACAAGAUCUGAAAAACGAUCCCAUAUCUUAGAAUUAAAUCAGAUAAAUAACAGUAUACCAUUUUAUAAUACAUUCUUGUGUCACAAAAUUUAUUCGUAAUUUUAAAAUUUCGAUAGAUACCGGUAGUCAAAGUUCUUUUGAACGGAACAAGCGUCACAAUAUUUUAAAGAAAACUAAGAAACUGAAAUAUUUCCCAUUAAGACUUUAAAUGGUAUGGACACACCCGCCACGACAGUACAGAAUGACGUCACUCAUCUUUGGAGCGACGUCCACCCCCGCGACAGCGAAUUACGUAAAGAACAUAAACGCCAAGAGAUACCAGAAAACGAACCCGGCAGCUUACGACGCCAUCCUAAAAUGCCAUUACGUCGAUGACUAUCUACAAACUUUUUAAACUAUAGAAGAAGGGAUUCGAACAGCAUGCGACGUACGAGACAUCCACAAAAAAGCGCACUACGAGCUGAGGCAAUGGGCCUCGAAUAGCCAUAGUUGUGGGUGCCGCCGAACGGAAACUCGUUCAGUUCAAAUCACCAAACAAUUAUUGCUUUUAACACUAGACCAUGUAACUGGCAUGCGUAGACUCGACUACGCAUGUCAGUAAUCGUGGAAAAAACGAUGUCAGUAUAUGAAACUAUAGCGAGUAAGGCGAAUGAUUUAAAAUAAAGAUAUUAACACAUGCGUCUUUAGUGGUGACCCCGACAUGAUUUCCUAAACGAUUAUUAACAUAUUAAAUAAAAUGUUGUUUCUUGCGACUGCAAUAAAGCAUACAUUUUUGAUACUUUAUUAUUUAGAAGAAUCGUAUACAAAUAGAUCUCUUCCCCGAUAGUGCUAAUGUUAUGAUUUCUCUAGGAUGUAAAUUCGGAUACACUACGAUUUACUAGAGAUAUCUUAAGAUUUUGCCAGUUACUAUUUGUGUUAAUUUUUAGUAGUUGGAUUCGCCUUUUGCAUGUUAAUAUGUAAGUUAACAUUGAACAAAUGUCAAAGCCGAAGUCUCCUUUCUCAUUCAAUCGCUCUAUUUACUGCUUCAGAGUAUAAUAAAGAACUUCUCCUAUCACUGCGCUCCUAGCCGAGUACUUUGAAGAGUACGCCCUAGCACUGCAUGGAAGCCUGAAUUUGGCAAAACGAAGUCGUUUGCUUUCUCAAAACCGAAGAAGUUUUGCAUUUAAAUUGAAUCCAGAUUUAAUCCUUCUGUGUCUCUCUAGGACAAUUAUGUCUGCUAGACACUUCGAAUAAGUUUACCAUUCUGGAUGGAUAAUGAAUUAAAGCAGCACUAUUACAUCUUCGAACUGCGACCAGUUGAGUGUGUUAUCGCAAGUACUUGCGUCACCAGUAAAAUCAAUAACAGCCGAAACAUAUUCUACAUGUCGGAGAUCUUCCUCCAGAAGUGCUUACCCACCAUUGCAGACCCUUGUGUUUGAUCACUUUGGACAGAUCACCCUAUUGGCGGUCACACGGAAAAGCGCUAUGUCGCCUUCUUUAAAAGACUCGUUGUGCGCGAUGUAAAUCUGGAAAUUCUGGUUUUAUUUCAAAUGCUAUCACUAUGGCUUUGAGAGCAAAAAGAGUAUUAGCAACAUUGUGAAAAUAGAUGCUUGUUCGGAGAAUGCGAUAGAGAAGGAGCCUUCGACUCGUGGUCCACUACCACUUAUUUUUUUUGUUUUGAAUAACCUAAUAUUUGUUUUUGUGUAGUUUAGUUAAAACGUAAUUGUUUAGUUCUUUUUAUAUCACUAACAUACUUUAUUUUUAUUGCGUGCCCAUGUACAUACAAUACGUUGUUUUUUUUCUUUUGUAAACACUAUGUGCAUUACGCUUUAUCUUUGUUGCUUCGGUCAACUUUAGUUUAAUUUUACUUUUUUAAGUACUUAUAGGUUUUUGUCGUCUUGUGACAUCAGGGGUCGGGCAUGUUGGCGAUGCAA